Molecule: messenger RNA, 1707 nt
Organism: Exophiala bonariae
Lineage: Eukaryota; Fungi; Ascomycota; Eurotiomycetes; Chaetothyriales; Herpotrichiellaceae
Exons: 1
Coding region: 1-1707 (568 amino acids)
Source: RefSeq, a predicted model, not a curated record
AUGGCGGACCAACAAGGCGAGGAUCAAUCAACAUCUCCCAAUUACAUGUUCGUCACAUCCACAUCUGAGGGGAAGACGAAGAACAAUUCGCUUCGAAGAUCUCAUGUCAUGCACAGCCAGAUCAAGACCAGGACCCAGCCGAACAAAUCUUAUUCCCUCUCACCACCACAAGUAUUGCCAUCGCUGCUUGCAGGAAAGCGAAGCUUUCGCCUAGCUCGUCGUGAACCACAAGCGCAGUCUAAUCUAAGAAGCCCUCCACCACCACCACUUCUAGCACCUGCACAACGCCCAAUAAGGGCAUCAAUGGGUGUCGUCAACCCAAGUGCAACCAAUCAAGUCGACCUAAGCGAUCCACCACAGAGAUCAUCAACCAAAGUGGAGGAUCUCAGCGCGGAUGAGAAACAAACAUUGCUUCGACUGUCCACGUCUCCACUGCUCCUGUUCGGAAAUUCGCGCCUUGAUUCUCUAGGCGUGCUUCCAAUGAAACUUACACCCUGGGACGAGGUUCUGGUUGAUCGGUUCUGCCACUACGAGAAGUGGCCCUGGUGUCCAGUCAGUGGACAGACCCUAUGGUCGCCAUUUGCGCUCUCUGACGAAUUGGCGUUCUCUGCCACCAUGUAUUCAUGGAGUGUAGGAAUAGGUAGUCGACUUAUGGGGAAGAGUGCCUCUGCUUGGCUUGAGAGUAAUCCAGACAUUAUGCAACACCGGCUCUCAACGAUAUCUCUCGUCAAUGCCAGGAUUUCAGAUCCGGAAGAGGCGGUAAAAGACCAGACCAUCGCUGCUGUCACGGUGGUUGCACAUCUAGAGUUGCUGUACGGUACCAGAGAGGCAGCAAGCCAACACAUGAACGGGUUGAAAGCACUGGUUGAGAUGCGAGGCGGCUUCAAAACUUUUGUAACACCCCUGCAGUUGCUGCUGCAGAGGUUGCUCAGUUGGGUAGACAUUGUGUAUUCCCAAUUGUUUGAGGUGCCACCCAUGUUCCCACCAGCAGAGAUCUGGGACAUAACCUGGUAUUCCCGGGAUCAGAUGACCCUUCCAGGGUCACCACUUGGUCUGUUGCCCAGAGGCCUAGUGUCAGCCAACAUCCCUCACGAUGAGGUGCUUGAAGCGCUUCAAGAUGUCCGUGAACUGUGUGAGGCUCAAAAGGCCAGACCCAUGUCAGGGCUGCAGGACCACGAAAGAAUGCUGAGAUGUGAUAUGUUUCUCAAGAUCGAGAGCAGGCUCAACAUCGUCGUCAAGCUAAUCAGCCGCACAGCUACCGAUUGCAGCUCACCACGCGACAGAACGGGCCUCGUUUGGAAAGCCACCGCGCUUAGUGCGUUGGUUUUUGUCCACCACUUCUUACGCGGCAAUCCCCUCCGACAUCGCCAGUAUGGUGUACUUGUCCCUAUGCUGCAAGAAACACUUCUUGAGAUGACCCCGGACUUCCAAGAACUUGCAUUCGCACGUCCACUGCUUUUCUGGAUUCUUAGUGUGGCUUGUGUGACUAGCAAUGGAUUGUCAUGUCAUGAUUGGCUUGUCGAGAAGCUGUCAAUGACCUGUAGCUCAUACUUGAUGGAUUGGCGAGAUCUAAGGUUGCUGCUCAUCGGCUUCCUCUGGACCGGAAGCGACGAUGAUGAUAAGUAUGCAAGCAUCUGGAGAAUGUUGGACCACUACCAGGGUAACCUGCAGUCACAAGCAGAAAACAUCACUACAAGCAUCGCCUAG